GUUGCGGUCGGCGCUUGAGGGAGGUACCCACGCGAGAUUUUCUGAAACGGAAGCCGUUUAGAAGUGGGGAAGUCUCUUUUUUUUGGAAGAGUCGGUGUCUUUCGAUAUAUUGUUGGGAGAGUGGGUCUGACGAGCUGCCGAAGAGAAAAAAAUAUGUCUAAGGACAAUGAAGAUGAUUUCAAGGCAGUGGAACUGGGAAUAGAGGCUAAACAUCAGGAGUCGGUGAAAGCUGCAGGGGACGCAGCAAUGGAGAAACUUCCACAGAUAUCUGCCACUUCUCCAGAACAGCAGGUUCAAGAAAAACAAGUACUUGACCAGCAUACGCUAAAGAGGUUCUUUGUGCUUAGGCAAGGUGCAUUUGACCAGGCAGUUCAGGAUGUACAGUCUCUUAGUGACAGCCAGAAAGAUGGAAGUGUUCUUAGCUCCUGGCUUUUGUCUGAGGUGGACCACUGGAAUCACGAAAAGGAACGGAUUGUACUGAUCACUGAAAACUCCCUUUUGAUCUGCAAGUAUGACUUCAUGAUGCUUAAAUGUGAGCAUGUGCAGAGAGUACCACUGAACAUCAUUGACAGAAUAAUCCAUGGAUCUUUCACUUUCCCAGAGAAAUCCCUUGACAAGAGAGAGGGGAAAGGAGUACGCAUUCAUUGGGACCGCCUUCGUGAGCCAUCUUUUAUAUCCCGCUGGAAUCCCAUGUCAUUGGAUCUUCCAUAUUGCACUCUAAUCUCUCACCCAGUAAAGGAUUCCAGUGAAACCUUUGCUGCUCUGUGCGAGUUGGACCAGUUUAAAGAAAAGCUGACUGAAGCAGCCAUGAGUGCCCAUGAAAAAAAUCCUGUGCCAGGCAAAGCAAAUGGAGUCCUGGUGUUAAAUCAAGCAAUCCAGAUUGACACGUAUGUUGGUCUCGUGUCAUACAUCAUGAAUCAGAAUAAACUGGGCUAUUGCCUGGCCAGAGGAAAUAUUGGAUUCUAAAUUAGUCUGUAUACUGUUACUCUGGUUUGUAUAUUUUGUCGCAGCCGGUAUAUAACUUUAAUUGUAUUAAAACUAGUAGAGAUGAGAUAGUUGUAUUUGUUUCCUUGCCUUAGCAUCUCCAUUUAUAAAAAAAAACAAAAAAACAAAACAAAAGAACAAAAAAGCAAACUCAUAAGCUUGGAUUAUCUCAAUUUUGUUGCUUCCUGAUGUUAGUCCUGUAAGUCAAUGCACUGCAAUAAAAAUGUAUACAAAAUCUUUGUCAAAGCAGAUGUCAUGAAUGCAAGACUUAUGUCAAAGAGCAUUCCUAACGUUGUCAGAAGUCUCAUUUUCAGAAUUCACGGAGGGGGUCCAAACAGGUCAGGUGUGUAAAUGCGGUUUUAUAUCUGGGUUGUUAACAUUUAUGUGUACUGUGCCCUUUCUCAUGUGCUAAGAAUGUGCUGUAGAACCUUUAAUCUUAGAUUAACUAUUCAUUCUUUCAAUACAAACUUAAUUAGUUCAUUUUUGUCCUGGGAAUUUCCCAGCAAUUUUUUUUUUUUACUUGGAUCAUGAUGCAAGUGAUAGAGUUUCAUUUUUGUGUGCUUUUACUGGAAAAUGGCCCACUUUACUACAAAACAGCAACUAAGAAGGUCUUUAAGGUGUUAUACUUAAACAAUGUUGUUUUUACUGUGAAAUAUGAUAUAUUGAUAUUAAAACUGUGUAAGCCAUAUGUG
Erpetoichthys calabaricus (reedfish) is the source of this 1676-nucleotide messenger RNA. RefSeq names its product tumor protein p63 regulated 1 (gene tprg1). NCBI's taxonomy places the organism in Eukaryota, Metazoa, Chordata, Cladistia, Polypteriformes, Polypteridae. Bases 154 to 966 code for a protein of 270 amino acids. The record is from RefSeq and is a predicted model, not a curated record. Gene Ontology annotation, cellular component: cytoplasm. The transcript has 6 exons.